AUGAAGGAUGUAAAAUUAAGCAAGUCUAAUAUAAAUGCAGAUGAGAAUUGUAACGAGCUAAAUUUUAAAAACAAAAUAAAAGAUAAUAAUGAAAAUUGUGAAAAAGAGAAAAAGGAAUAUAAUGACAUAUCAAUGAAUCGCUUGAAUGUUACAUGUUCCGAUUUUUCAUCAUCAAGUAGUAUGGAUGAUGAUGAUGAUGAUAAUAAUAAUAAUAAUAAUGUUAAUAUUAAUAACUAUAAUAAUUACCAUUGCGAAAAUAGGUUAAACUUAUUUGAUAAUAAAACUAAAAUGAUCAACGGAAAGAAAAAAGAAAAAAAAAAAAAUAGUGUACAUGGAAUUAAUUACAAUGUAAACAAGAAGAAUGAAGAUUAUUAUCAUAAGAAUAAUAAAAAUUUUGAUAAUGAUAUAAUGGAUGAAGAAUAUAAUAAAAAAAGAGGAAAAGUAUAUAACCUUUUUUCAAAAGAACAUUAUGUAUAUGAACAUUAUAAGAAGAAAGAUAUUUUAUUAAGUUUGUGGUGGAAAAAUUUAAUAGACCUAUACUCAGAUAUUAUAAUAACCAAUUUGUGUAACAAUAUAAGUAAUAUAGAAAUUAUAAACAUGAAUCAUCAAAAUAAUAAUAUUAUAAAAAAUACAAAUUUCGAGUAUUUCAACGAAGGGGUUUUAUUUUUUCAUAAUUCAAAAAAGACGAAUAAUUACAAAAUGAGCAUAUUACGUGUUAUUACAACAGAUGAAGUAAAUAAAAAAAAUGAAAAACAAUUUUUUCAUUCAUCAGCAUUAAAAAAUAAUAUUAUAGAUGAUUCUUUUAAAAAGUAUUAUUCGAAGAAAUAUAAAAAUAUACCAAUAAUUAAAAGAUAUAAUUCUAUGUAUUUGCCAUAUUAUACAACCAAUACAGAUAUUUUAUAUUGUAAUAAACAAAAUAUGAGCACUGGUGUAAUGUCACGUGAAGCAAAGUUUAUGCAUGAUGGUAAUGUAAUUGUAGCUAAUAAAUCUAUAAACGGAAAAAUUUAUCUUUAUAAUAUUAAAAAUACAAUUAAUAGGAUUAAUAAAAUGGAAUCUAUAGAAGCUGAGGGGGGGGUAUCAACUGCUUUGGAUGAUGAUAAUUAUAUGAAUAAUGAUUAUUAUGUUGAGGAACAGGAAGAAGAAGAAGAAGAAGAAGAAGAAGAGGAGGAGGAGGAAGAGGGGGCUGAAGAUAAUAAAGAAGAUUUUGAUAAUGAAGAGAGCGACGAAGACGAGGAAGGUAUUGACGAUGAAAUAGAACGAAACAAAAAAUAUAAUAAUGAAGAAAAUAUUGGAAAAGAUGAAAAUAAUAAUUCACGUGAUGGUAGUAAAAGGAUCGAUGAGAAUUCAAAAACUGCAUGUUUUGAAAAUAAUAAAAAAAAGGAGAGAGUCCUUACAUUUAGGAAGAAAAAAAAAACAGAAAGUGGUAAGGAGGGAAAUAAGAGUUUAAUAUGGAAUAAUUCGAAUAAUAUUAAUAUUAAUGUUAUUCAGCAUAAUAAUAAUGAUGAUAAUGAUGAUAAUAAUGAUGAUAAUAAUAAUGAUGAUAAUAAUAAUGAUAAUAAUGAUGAUAAUAAUGAUAAUAAUAAUAAUGAUGAUAAUAAUAAUGAUAAUAAUAAUGAUGAUAAUAAUAACAGUAAUAGUAUUAAUAAUAGUAAUAAUUAUUAUGACCAUUGUGAUGAUAAUGAUACAAAAAGAAAAAGUCAAAAAAAAAAAAAAAUUAAAUUAAGGUAUAAAGAAAAAAAGAAAGAAUAUCACGAUUUUGAGGAAAUAAAAAAAAAAAAGAAAAAAAUAUAUGAUGGACAAUUAUUAUUAGAAUUAGAAGGUCAUAAUAGAACUGGGAAAGGAUUAUUUUUUAGAGAGAAUUAUUUAUUAAGUAAUGGUGAUGAUAAGAAUAUAUUUAUAUAUGAUAUAAAUAGUAAGAGUGUAAGUUCAAAAAUAAAUAAAUAUGGUGAUGAACAUACGAAUGUAUCAAAAAUAAAACCAUUUAUAUCGAUAAAAACAAAUGAAUUAUAUAGUAAUGUAAGAUGGUUAUAUGAUUCCUUAAUAAUUGGCUCAACGUAUAGUGGUUAUUUUUCUUUAUUUGAUAUAAGAAUGAAGAAUAAUAAUGUAAGUAGAGUUAAUAAUUCAUAUACAUAUACAUUAAAUAAUAAUAAUAGUAAUAAUAAUAGAAGUGGUGGUAUUUAUAAUAAUUUUAUUAAUUAUAAUAUGAACAAAAAGAUAUCAAAUAUGGAUAAUAAUAUAAGUACUUAUGAAAAUAAAAAAGUUGAUAUGUAUUCUAUACAUAAGAAAAUAACAAAAUAUGAAAUAUCAGAUAUAGAUAAAUAUAAUAGUCAAGAUAAUAAUUUAAUUUGUUUAAGUUCAUUAAAUAAUAUAUUCAUUUUUGAUAUAAGAUAUAUAAAUAAUAAUUUACCAUAUAAAGUAUUACAUGAUAAUUCAUAUAAUAAUUAUUCUAUAAAUGAUACAUAUUUUGAACCAUAUCAAACAUCUCUAUAUACUGGUGAAGGAAAUAGUAGCAAUACAAAUGUUAAUUAUUUUUAUGAUCAUUCAUAUAAUAAUUUUUAUAAUGAUGAUUUUUUUAAUUCAGAUACGUUUAUUCAUUCCUUGUUUUGGUGUAAUAUUGAAGGAUUUAAUUAUAUAGGAUCCUUAAAUAAUAAAGGCAUUAUCAACAUUUAUGAUGUUAAUAAAAGUAAGCAACAUUGUGUAUUUACAUAUGGAUGUAAAUAUAUUAAACAUUUUAAAUAUAAUCCAUAUAAAAUUAAUAAUUUCUUAUCAGUUGAUAAAAAUAAUAUUCUGCAUCUUUUUACAUUACCUGAUCACAUAUAUAAAAGUGAUUUUGAUAUGUAUCUAAAUAAGUAUGUAAAGGAUGAAUAA
Messenger RNA from Plasmodium falciparum 3D7, 2868 nucleotides. RefSeq names its product putative WD repeat-containing protein. Lineage: Eukaryota; Apicomplexa; Aconoidasida; Haemosporida; Plasmodiidae. The record is from RefSeq and is a predicted model, not a curated record.